AUCCACAGUGUAUUGGUAGCAAAUCAGUACUCUUAAGUUUCAUUCAGUUUUCUCAAGUUUAUUUGAAGUAUUCUCCUUAGACUUAUAUAAAUGUAAUGAAUCAAAAAAAUUGAAAUGCUUCCUACAGUAAAGCAGAUGAAUACACUCAGUAUGAAGAUGGCAGGCAUGUCUGCUAAUACUUAAAGAAACACGCCCAUUCAACUCACUCUUCCUGCUUUGGAUAUAAAAGAGGAGGCAAACAGAGCAGUGGACAGAAACCACAAAGCUGCAGUGAUGGAGAAUCUACAGAGAAGAAUAAACUUCAACAGAGAUUUUCUUAGACACUAUGAUAUCUUUGGACAAAGUGGAUCCCCUUUUCCAAACUACAGACUGCUCAUUUUGUGUCUGGGACUGCUGAACGUUGUUUUGCUGAUAACCGCUGUUGCUAUUGAGAUUAAAUGUGCCAGAGUCAAAGAGGCUUCCCUCCCGGUUUCCCACUCAGCUGCAACACAGCUCAUCAAUGAGCUGAACUUUCUCCGCAGCAACCACAGCGAUGUGAUUGAAGCUGAAGAGGAGGCCAAGAAGGCGUUAGAGGCAGCGCUAAAAAACCACACACAACUAAAGGUGCAAAUUGAGCAGCAGAAGACAAUCAAUGACGAUUUUCAGAGACAGAUGGAUGCUCUGCGCACAGAGAAGACAAAUCUGCAGACCAACAUAUCAGCUUUGGAGGGAACCUGUGGCAAAUGCCUCACUGGAUGGGCUCUUUUCAACUCAUCCUGCUAUUUCUUUUCUUACUCUGAGUCCAAAACUGUCAAAAAGAACUGGCCAGACAGCAGAGAGGACUGUAUCAGUCGCAGAGCUGAUCUGGUUGUGAUUGAUAACCCGGAGGAGCAGAAAUUUGUGAGUGGCUCGAUUGACAGUAUGAGAAGCGGCCGUGACAUCUGGCAGAAUGGAUUCUGGAUCGGUCUCACUGACACAGAGGCAGAGGGGACAUGGGUUUGGAUUAAUAAUGUCACUGAGGUCGAACGAAGGUACUGGAUGGAUGGUGAACCAAACAACCUUCACCAGGGAGAGGAUUGUGGGGUUGCAGUUUAUAGCGACCUCAAUCCUUGGAAAACCUGGUAUGAUGGAAGGUGCAUCGUUAAACAGCUUCAUUGGAUAUGUGAAAUGGCAUUAACAUAGAUCUGGAAGCAUUGUCCAAAAGUAAAUAUUUGUAACUGUCUUUGAAAAAUGUAUAAA
Messenger RNA from Scomber scombrus (Atlantic mackerel), 1218 nucleotides. Its product is annotated as C-type lectin domain family 4 member M-like. Lineage: Eukaryota; Metazoa; Chordata; Actinopteri; Scombriformes; Scombridae. The record is from RefSeq and is a predicted model, not a curated record. The transcript is spliced from 6 exons. Bases 274 to 1161 code for a protein of 295 amino acids. Gene Ontology annotation, molecular function: D-mannose binding; fucose binding. Gene Ontology annotation, cellular component: external side of plasma membrane. Gene Ontology annotation, biological process: biological process involved in interspecies interaction between organisms.